This is a messenger RNA of Anopheles marshallii, 1296 nucleotides long. RefSeq names its product flotillin-1 (gene Flo1). The transcript is spliced from 7 exons. Bases 1 to 1296 code for a protein of 431 amino acids. The record is from RefSeq and is a predicted model, not a curated record. Gene Ontology annotation, cellular component: plasma membrane. NCBI's taxonomy places the organism in Eukaryota, Metazoa, Arthropoda, Insecta, Diptera, Culicidae. Gene Ontology annotation, biological process: regulation of receptor internalization; positive regulation of endocytosis; protein localization to plasma membrane.
AUGGUUUGGGGGUUUGUUACUUGCGGCCCGAACGAGGCCUUGGUAGUAUCAGGAUGCUGCCACAUGAAGCCACUGUUGGUUCCCGGUGGGCGGGCUUUCGUUUGGCCAUCGAUUCAACGCGUGCAGAGAAUCUCACUCAACACCAUGACACUGCAGGUGGAAAGCCCGACCGUGUACACUAGCCAGGGUGUACCGAUUUCCGUAACCGGGAUCGCACAAGUGAAGAUCCAGGGCCAGAACGAGGAUAUGCUGCUGACUGCUUGCGAGCAGUUUCUCGGUAAACCGGAAGCCGAAAUUCAGCACAUUGCCCUUGUGACACUGGAGGGACAUCAGCGUGCCAUUAUGGGUUCGAUGACGGUCGAGGAGAUCUACAAGGAUCGCAAAAAAUUCUCGAAGCAGGUGUUCGAAGUCGCUUCGUCUGAUCUGGUAAACAUGGGUAUUACCGUAGUGUCCUACACGCUCAAGGAUAUUCGCGACGAGGAGGUAAGCCAAUCAAAAGGAUAUCUGAAAAGUCUCGGUAUGGCCCGUACGGCGGAAGUGAAGCGUGACGCGCGUAUCGGAGAAGCGGAGGCCCGUUGCGAUGCGACAAUCAAGGAAGCGAUCGCCGAGGAACAACGGAUGGCGGCCCGCUUCCUGAACGAUACCGAGAUCGCGAAGGCACAGCGUGAUUUCGAGCUGAAGAAGGCCGUGUACGAUGUGGAGGUGCAGACGAAGAAGGCCGAAGCGGAGAUGGCGUACGAGCUGCAGGCAGCUAAGACGAAGCAGCGCAUCAAGGAGGAACAGAUGCAGAUUAAGGUGGUCGAACGUACGCAGGAGAUCGCCGUACAGGAGCAGGAAAUGCAGCGUCGCGAGCGCGAACUGGAAGCCACCAUUCGUCGGCCGGCCGAAGCAGAGAAGUUCAAGCUGGAAAAGUUGGCUGAGGCCAACAAAACGCGCGUCAUUCUCGAAGCCGAAGCCGAGGCAGAAGCGAUAAAGGUACGCGGCGAAGCCGAAGCGUUCGCUAUUGCGGCCAAAUCGAAGGCCGAAGCAGAACAGAUGGCUAAGAAGGCAGAGGCCUGGAGAGAGUACCGUGAAGCAGCGAUGGUGGACAUGCUGCUCGAAACACUGCCCAAGGUUGCUGCUGAAGUUGCGGCACCACUGUCACAGGCGAAGAAGAUCACUAUGGUGUCUAGUGGCAACGGUGAGGUCGGUGCUGUGAAGCUGACCGGUGAAGUGUUACAAAUCGUGAACAAGAUCCCGGAUCUGGUCAAGUCGAUCACCGGGGUUGAUAUUUCGCGGUCCGUACACGCUGGUUAA